Messenger RNA from Caretta caretta (loggerhead turtle), 6616 nucleotides. Lineage: Eukaryota; Metazoa; Chordata; Testudines; Cheloniidae. The record is from RefSeq and is a predicted model, not a curated record.
UUGUCCUUACCCAUAACUAUUUUACAUUUGGGGACAAUGUAUACCUUCAGAUCAGUGGCACUGCUAUGGGUACCCGCAUGGCCCCACAGUAUGCCAACAUUUUUAUGGCUGAUUUAGAACAACGCUUCCUCAGCUCUCAUCCCCUAACUCCCCUCCUCUACUUGCGCUAUAUUGAUGACAUCUUCAUCAUCUGGACCCAUGGAAAAGAAGCCCUUGAGGAAUUCCACCAUGAUUUCAACAAUUUCCAUCCCACCAUCAACCUCAGCCUGGUCCAGUCCACACAAGAGAUCCACUUCCUGGACACUACAGUGCUAAUAAGCAAUGGUCACAUAAACACCACCCUAUACCGGAAACCUACUGACUGCUAUUCCUACCUGCAUGCCUCCAGCUUUCACCCUGACCACACCACACGAUCCAUCGUCUACAGCCAAGCUCUGCGAUACAACCGCAUUUGCUCCAACCCCUCAGACCGAGACAGACACCUACAAGAUCUCUAUCAAGCAUUCUUACAACUACAGUACCCACCUGCGGAAGUGAAGAAACAGAUUGAUAGAGCCAGAAGAGUACCCAGAAGUCACCUACUAUAGGACAGGCCUAACAAAGAAAAUAACAGAACGCCACUAGCCGUCACCUUCAGCCCCCAACUAAAACCCCCCCAACGCAUUAUUAAGGAUCUACAACCUAUCCUGAAGGAUGACCCAACACUCUCACAAAUCUUGGGAGAGAGGUCAGUCCUUGCCUACAGACAGCCCCCCAACCUGAAGCAAAUACUCACUAGCAACCACAUACCACACAACAGAACCACUAACCCAGGAACCUAUCCUUGCAACAAAGCCCGUUGCCAACUGUGCCCACAUAUCUAUUCAGGGGACACCAUCACAGGGCCUAAUAACAUCAGCCACACUAUCAGAGGCUCGUUCACCUGCACAUCCACCAAUGUGAUAUAUGCCAUCAUGUGCCAGCAAUGCCCCUCUGCCAUGUACAUUGGUCAAACUGGACAGUCUCUAUGCAAAAGAAUAAAUGGACACAAAUCAGAUGUCAAGAAUUAUAACAUUCAUAAACCAGUCGGAGAACACUUCAAUCUCUCUGGUCAUGCGAUUACAGACGUGAAAGUCGCUAUUUUACAACAAAAAAACUUCAAAUCCAGACUCCAGGGAGAAACUGCUGAAUUGGAAUUCAUUUGCAAAUUGGAUACAAUUAACUUAGGCUUGAAUAGAGACUGGGAGUGGCUUCGUCAUUAUGCAAGAAGUCUAGAUAGAAGGGAAAUCAAAUCUCCUGACUCAGUGUGGAGUUGAUCCCCUUCAAGAGACUGCUUGGCCUCCAGCACUGCUGACGAUAGCUCCAAGUCUGCCAUAAAUUACAGCAGCUUUGUAUGACUACCUGGGGGCUGCUCUGCGCCUAGAAUAGCUGGAGUGCAGUGUGUUUCAUCCAUUCCAGCACAGUGCAGACGGCUGCAAUAUCUGAGACAAUUUCAAGCUCUGAUCGUGCUGAAUUGUUGCCAUCCUGUGACUACUCCCCAGUGUGGCCAGGAAACGUAGAGGGUUGCAACUGCCCCAAUGCAGGGGGACUCAUAACUGCGUCCUAUAAUGAAGUGCCUCGUGCUGGGAAAUAACCCAAAAGCCCCUACUGCCAGCAGCAAUACUGGGCACUAUGGGAUAAGUGCUGCAGGUGUGCUAGCAUGCACUGGUCCAACUCUGGUUGUAAGGAGCUUCGGGUGUGGAUGCUUCACAACAAUUCUGGAAAAGAAUGUUGCUGGGUACAUGUGCUAAACUGUUGCAAGGACAAACAAGAAAAUCAACCAUUUCCUACCAUCAAAGUUCCUGCAGUGGUUCCUUUGGUUUGCUGGAGUCAUGAGAGGAGCUACAGCUUCAGGCUCAGGAACUUUGCUGUGGACUUGCAGGCGGCAGGGAGUGACGGUAUCCGGUUGACAAUGGAGAGUGCUCUAACAGCCCGUGACCGUGUGGGGGUUCAGGAUUUCGUCCUGCUAGAGAACUUUACUAGCGAAGCAGCCUUUAUUGAAAACCUACGUAAACGAUUCAAGGAGAAUCUGAUCUAUACUUACAUUGGCUCAGUUCUGGUGUCAGUAAAUCCAUACAAGGAUCUGGAAAUCUACAGCAAACAACACAUGGAGCGAUACCGUGGCGUCAGUUUCUAUGAAGUCUCUCCUCACCUUUAUGCUAUUGCUGACAACUCAUACCGUUCCCUGCGCAUUGAGAGGAAGGAUCAGUGUAUCCUGAUAUCUGGGGAGAGUGGAGCUGGAAAAACUGAAGCCACCAAGAAAAUCCUUCAGUACUAUGCAGUGACAUGUCCAGCCAGUGACCAAGUUGAAACAGUGAAAGAUCGCCUCCUACAGUCCAAUCCGGUCUUAGAGGCAUUUGGAAAUGCAAAAACCCUUCGGAAUGAUAACUCCAGCCGAUUUGGGAAAUACAUGGAUGUGCAGUUUGAUUACAAGGGUGCACCUGUGGGGGGUCAUAUCCUGAACUACCUACUGGAGAAAUCUCGGGUUGUCCAUCAGAAUCAUGGAGAGAGGAACUUUCACAUCUUCUACCAGCUGUUAGAGGGAGGGGAAGAUGACCUACUGCGGCGUCUGGGCCUUGAGAAGAACCCCCAACAGUACCAUUAUCUAGUGAAGGGUCAGUGUGCCAGGGUCAGUUCCAUCAGUGAUAAAAAUGACUGGAAGGUUGUGCGAAGGGCCCUGUCCGUCAUUAACUUCAACGACAAUGAGGUAGAGGAUUUACUGAGCAUUGUCGCUAGUGUGUUGCACCUGGGGAAUGUGCAGUUUGCUGCCGAUGAACAGGGCAAUGCUCAGGUGACCACAGAGAACCAGAUUAAAUAUCUGGCUAGGCUCCUGGGGGUUGAGGGCUCUGUGCUCCGGGAAGCAUUGAUCCACAAGACGAUCAUAGCAAAAGGGGAAGAGUUGGUCAGUCCUCUGAAUUUGGAGCAGGCAGCCUAUGCACGAGAUGCUCUAGCCAAGGCAGUAUAUGGGCGCACCUUCUCCUGGCUAGUGAAUAAGAUUAAUAAGUCUCUUGCCUACAAGGAGGCAGAGUGCCCAGGCUGGAGGAGCGCAACAGUUCUAGGGCUGCUUGACAUUUAUGGAUUUGAGGUUUUCCAGCACAAUAGCUUUGAGCAGUUUUGUAUCAAUUAUUGUAAUGAAAAACUGCAGCAGCUCUUCAUAGAACUCACACUAAAAUCAGAACAAGAGGAGUAUGAGUCAGAAGGCAUAGCGUGGGAACCUGUCCAGUAUUUCAAUAACAAAAUCAUUUGUGAUCUGGUGGAAGAGAAAUUCAAAGGCAUAAUUUCUAUUUUGGAUGAGGAGUGUCUGAGACCUGGGGAUGCCACAGAUAUGACAUUUUUGGAGAAGCUAGAGGAAACGGUGAAGAAUCAUCCUCAUUUUCUCACACACAAGCUGGCUGACCAGAAGACUCGGAAGUCUUUAGGCCGAGAAGAGUUCCGUCUCUUGCACUAUGCUGGAGAGGUCACCUACAGUGUCACAGGUUUUCUGGAUAAAAACAAUGACCUUCUAUUUCGGAACCUGAAGGAGACCAUGUGCAACUCGGAGAAUACUAUCAUAAAUCAUUGUUUUGAGAGGACUGAGUUGACAGAUAAAAAGAGACCUGAAACGGCGGCAACUCAGUUUAAGAACAGUCUGUCCAAACUAAUGGAAAUUCUGAUGUCCAAGGAGCCAUCAUACAUUCGCUGCAUUAAACCUAAUGAUGCUAAACAAGCCGGUCGGUUUGAUGAAGUUCUAAUCCGACAUCAAGUGAAGUACUUAGGCCUGAUGGAGAACCUGAGAGUGCGCAGAGCUGGUUUUGCUUAUCGCCGGAAAUAUGAAAUCUUCCUGCAGAGAUACAAAUCACUGUGUUCAGAAACGUGGCCCACGUGGGAAGGGCGGCCCCAUGAUGGAGUGGCUGUGCUUGUGAAACAUCUAGGCUACAAACAGGAAGAGUAUAAGAUGGGCCGAACAAAGAUUUUUAUUCGUUUUCCCAAGACUUUGUUUGCAACAGAAGAUGCUUUGGAGAUACGGAAGCAGAGUCUGGCCACAAAAAUCCAGGCCACAUGGAGAGGCUUCUAUUGGCGACAGAAAUUCCUGCACAUGAAACAUUCAGCAAUAACUAUCCAGUCAUGGUGGCGUGGAACCCAGGGGCGCCGAAAAGCCUCCAAGAAAAAGUGGGCAGUGGAGACAAUUAGACGGUUUAUUAAAGGUUUUAUUUACCGGAACUACCCUCGCUGCUCAGAGAAUGAAUACUUCCUAGAUUACAUUCGCUACUCCUUCUUGAUGAACCUCAAACGCAAUUUACCAAAGAAUGUUUUGGACAAAUCGUGGCCAACUCCCCCUCCAUCACUCUACGAGGUAUCUCAGCUCUUGAGACAGCUGUGUAUGCAAAACAUGGUGUGGAGCUACUGCAAGAGAAUCAGCCCAGAGUGGAAACAGCAGUUAGAUCAGAAAGUGGUUGCAAGUGAGAUGUUUAAGGGUAAAAAAGACAAUUAUCCUCAGAGUGUUCCCAGACUCUUCAUCAACACUCGACUUGGCACCGAAGAGAUAAAUCCUAAAGUCCUUCAGGUUUUAGGAAAUGAAACGAUCAAGUACGCAGUUCCCGUGGUCAAGUAUGACCGGAAAGGAUACAAGGCAAGAGUGCGGCAGCUACUUCUCACCCAGAAUGCCAUCUUCAUAGUUGAAGAAGCCAAAAUCAAACAACGAAUUGACUAUGCCAAUCUGACAGGAAUCUCAGUCAGCAGCUUGAGUGACAGUUUGUUUGUGCUCCAUGUGCGCUGUGAGGAUAACAAACAGAAGGGAGAUGUUGUACUACAAAGUGAUCAUGUCAUUGAGACACUAACCAAAACUGCCAUGAGUGCUGACAAAAUCAAUAAUGUCAAUAUCAGUCAAGGCAGCAUAAAAUUUACAAUUGGGCAAGGCAAAGAAGGAAUAAUUGACUUUACUUCAGGAUCUGAACUGCUCAUAGCCAAAGCCAAAAAUGGCCACCUUGCUGUGGUUGCUCCUCGUUUGAAUUCUCGAUGAUAACAUUUGUCAGCAGGAAGGGAUCUGGAUUGCCUUUUAUACAAGUGGCUGGACAUAGUGGCCUGCAGUUUUUUUUUGUUUUGUUUUUGUUUUUGCUGCUUUGCUCAUUUUCUUAAUAGUUACCAAAGAACUACACUUCCAUAAAACAAAGUGAAAACAAGAGAAUGUAAUCUGAAACUACCCCAAAAAAAGCACCUUCUCUUUCCCCCUCCAACUACUUGGGUCUGAGUUUGUUUCCACAGCUGGGGCUUGUGAAACUCAUGUACUUGGCUGGCCUUGGGGGGAGUUAAGGUUGUCAGAGACCAAGCCCUGAAGUGAAAUUACCAGCUUUUUCUCAUCUGUCCUGAUACAUACAUACGAAAGCAUGAUCAUAAGAAAUAUGAAGUGGCAGAUCUGUAUUGGCCAACUCAAUAAAGUGCCAGACUUUAUCAUCUGAGAACAUUUUAUGAAGAAUUUUGCUUUGUCACUUUCUGAUGCUUUGUAUAAAAAUAGUAAAAAGCCAUAUUAUAUAAAUGAGUAAAACCCUGUAAAUAUUUUUUAGCUCAGUGGGUGAGUUGCACUAUAAAAAGCAGAGAGUCUAUGGGAACUUUUGAGCUUUUUAAAAACAAUUAUGGAGGUAAUGUAGCAACUGUACUCUUUUAAAGCACCCUUCAUGUGGAACCUGCCUUCCAAAGGUGUCCCCUUUACCCUUUUCUUCUUGUACUGUAAUGCCUGUUUCUUAUGCCUAAACAUGUGCAUAAAAGACUGCCUCCUUUUUGCAGAUACACACAACUCUUCCUCCCUCCCCUCCACCUGAAAGAGCAUGUGUGUUUAUUGGUCCUGGCCACAUGGCUGGUAUUGGUGAAAGAUUCACAAGUGACCUGUUCUGUUAAAGCCCUUGGUCUCUCUGCCCAAGCUGCUAUUUGCUGCAGUUACUCAGCAGCACUGUAGGAAAAUCGCUGCAUAUUGGCAGGAGUACCCAGGCAUUUGCAGUCUCAAACACACCCAGGGCUUAGACAUAGCCUUCCACAAACAAACACUGUUUUAAAUGGAAACAGGUGGUUUAUUCAUCCCCACCUGGAUUACUGCUUGGCCACAUGGUGCCUGCACUUUGUGGAAUCUUGCCAUUAAAUUCCAUGCUAUAUCAUUUUACUCUGAACUGUGUCUGUUAAAAUAUUCACCAAAACUGCACUAGAGGAAGAGCACUACUGAGAAAAAAGCACUAAAUAUGAAGGGUUUGGGUUUGUUUGUUUUUUGUUAUACAUAAAUUUAGGAGGAAAAAGCUUGGUGGUGAAUGCUUUCUAGUAAACAGCUGAAUCACAGUGAGAUGCAACUGCCACAGUCAACAUUCUCCUGGUAAAGAUAGGCUGCAAGGCACCAUGUACUUGCCUUCUUUGGGGCAGAGCAUGCCUUCACAAUUCCAUCUGUAAUCAUGGGACAGUGCACACCAGUGGCAGCACGUUUGGCCUGCCAAUGAGCUCACUCUAAUACUUUUUUUCUAUUUCAUGUGCUAUCAGAUAAACACUGCCUCAAGCAUGGAAUGCUGUACACCCUCUAGUGUGUAUACACUCAAUGAUGUAAUCCUAAAAGUCUGCUCAAUAAACUUUUUUUUUUUUUUUU